Cydia amplana is the source of this 695-nucleotide messenger RNA. RefSeq names its product ADP-ribosylation factor-like protein 2 (gene Arl2). Gene Ontology annotation, biological process: protein folding. The coding region runs from base 89 to 643 and encodes 184 amino acids. The transcript is spliced from 4 exons. NCBI's taxonomy places the organism in Eukaryota, Metazoa, Arthropoda, Insecta, Lepidoptera, Tortricidae. Gene Ontology annotation, cellular component: cytoplasm; microtubule cytoskeleton. The record is from RefSeq and is a predicted model, not a curated record. Gene Ontology annotation, molecular function: GTPase activity; GTP binding.
UGACAAACAAACGUGUUGUUUGUGAAUCACGAAAUGAAACGAUAAAAUUCAAUUUAAAUCGCAGUAUAUUCAGAAAACUUGUAAUAAAAUGGGUUUCCUUACAAUAUUGAAGAAGCUUCGACAGAAGGAGAAAGAAAUGCGAAUACUUAUGUUAGGACUGGACAACGCGGGUAAGACGACGAUCCUGAAGCGGUUCAACGGGGAGCCGAUCGACACGAUCUCGCCGACGCUGGGGUUCAACAUCAAGACGCUGGAGCACCGCGGGUACAAGCUCAACAUCUGGGACGUCGGCGGGCAGAAGUCGCUCAGAUCCUACUGGAAGAACUACUUUGAGAGCACAGACGGCGUGGCCUGGGUAGUUGACAGCGCAGACACGAGGCGACUGGAGGCCUGCGCGAAGGAGCUACGUACGCUGCUGCAGGAGGAACGUCUCGCCGGAGCAACAUUGCUUGUGCUGGCAAACAAGGCUGACCUUCCGGGAGCACUCACCUUGCAGGAGAUCAGAGAGGCCCUCGACCUGGACAGCAUCAAGUCCCACCACUGGCGGAUCGUGCGCUGCUCGGCUGUCACCGGCGAGAACCUUCUCGAGGGCAUAGAUUGGAUGCUGGAUGACAUAGCGUCGAGGAUAUUUUCACUAGACUAGAUUAUAUAUUAGACUCUAGACGUUACUAACUACUCAAAUAAUUCCAACUGAU